Messenger RNA from Tigriopus californicus, 1789 nucleotides. RefSeq lists its product as uncharacterized. The transcript is spliced from 2 exons. NCBI's taxonomy places the organism in Eukaryota, Metazoa, Arthropoda, Copepoda, Harpacticoida, Harpacticidae. The coding region runs from base 970 to 1692 and encodes 240 amino acids. The record is from RefSeq and is a predicted model, not a curated record.
UUAUCCCAAUUUGGGUCCGACAUCAUGGAAAAGCGUGUGAAUAAAGCACCCAUGUUUAUUGUUUGGGACCAACCAAGACAUUUUGCAAUAAUAAAGGGUAUGGGAAGUGAGAAAAUCAGCUGUCUGAUCACAAGGGCUGUCGUCUAGCGGAAAAAGUUUUAAACUAGGAGUCGUUUGUCUUUGUUUACGUUUUCAGUUGAAACGGGCUGAAGUGCUGUUCAAAAUCAUUUCCGAAAUCAUCAAAUAUCGUGAUAUUUGAUAACUUGGACUUGAUAUCUAACAAUCAUGGGUUACCGAUAUUGUUGUGUGGUAGGGUGCGAUUCUCGAAGCGACCGUAACAAAGUUGGGUUCUUUAAAUUUCCGAUGAAUCGCGAGAGAUAUUUAGUAUGGGUUAGAGCAAUAAAAAGAAAAGAUUGGAAGCCCAAAAAAAGUAGCCGUGUGUGUGGAAACCAUUUUGUCAGGGGACACCCUAGCCCUACCAUGCUUGAUCCUGACUAUGUGCCAAGCAUUUUUCCCACGGCUCAUGCCAGACCAAAGACAAGACAAGACUAUGAGAGAGGCCAAAGGGCAGUAUCGCGUCAACUUCGGGGCAAAAAAAGAGGGAUCAACUGUUCGGAGGAAGACCAGGAUUAAGAAGCCACAAAAGAUCAGAGAGUUCCGGAUUUUGAGGUUGUUGAGGAUCCAUCAAAGCCACCCAAUUCCAAAAUAGAUCAUCAUUCUAACGUAGCCUUGGUUUCCGAUAAAGAAACCCAGACUCAUCAUGGUUCAUUGGCUGAUAAGAAAACCCAAACUAUUCCAAUUUCCAUCGUAACUACCAUCAAGUUAAUCUACACUGCAUUGGAAUCAGACGAAAAUUGCCUCCACACAUGUGGAGUCAAUCUUGGGUUUUUCAAGCUUACACUUAAAUCCUUGGAUCACAUUUCAAGCUCCAAGGCAUUGCUGAAAGAAGAAAAGACUUUGCUUUAUUUCAUGAAGCUCAGAUUCAACAUGCCGUUCACUCUUUUGGCUCAACUCUUUCAUGUCCAUCGAACCACAGCCUCGGACGUGUUCAAAAACGUUCUGGCCAAUCAUCACCAAGUGGCUUGCGCCUUAAUGCAUUGGCCAACUCGAAAAGCCGUAGAUGGCACUAUGCCCGAGUGCUUCAAGACGAAGUUCCCAAGGACGAGAUGCGUAUUGGAUGCCAGUGAGGUCAAAAUUGAGGCCCCCUCCGAAGUGGCUUCUCAAGUACUAUUCUACUCGAAUUACAAAGCUAGUCACACCAUUAAAUUCCUUGUGUCCAUCUCUCCGAGUGGAUUUAUAUCUUACAUCUCGGAUGCCUAUGGAGGUCGCACAACUGAUGCCCAGAUCACCACUGAAAGCGGUAUACUCCAUUUUCUGGAGUCAGGCGACGAAGUUAUGUGUGACAAAGGUUUCCCGUCAAUCGAGAGUGAUUUGCUCGACUUGAAUACCUUUCUUGUCAUGCCGCCUUUCAAGCGAAGAAACAUGCUCCAGUUCAGUGACGAAGAAAACAAAGUGGGUUACAAAAUUGCCUCAAUUCGUAUUCACGUUGAAAGAGCCAUUGCUCGAAUGAAGCAAUUUGAAAUAUUGAAAUUCUUGGAGCGAUCACUCUUCUUGGAUUACAUGGAUCAGAUACUUGUCUGUAUCGCUUUUAUUGUCAAUCAUUUUCCGCCACUAAUUAAACAACAGAAAUGAAAUAGUGCGUCGGUUGAUCUCAACGUAUACAAAUGUCAUUCUUUUUACUUGACUCCAAUGAACAUUAGUCAAACUUUAAUGUCUUUUUUACAGAGAU